AUGUUAACAUUGGCAUGGACAAUUAUUACACUCUUACUAUUCCCAUUGGACAUUUUAGCAGCAGGAUGUUGGCGAGACACCAUCUGCACAGGACCAACUGAAGCCGCAUUCCCCGGACCCUGGGACCAAUCAAUCUACGCACCCCGCAACCGCACCGUGCGCCCCCGCUCCGUCUUCACACUGCGCGACCGUCGUCCUGCCAGCUACCCGCGCACCGCCACUCUGCGCGGCAACGGCACGACCGUUGUAUUCGACUUCGGCUACGAAGUCGGCGGCAUUGCAACGCUUACAUAUACCAGCAACGGCACGGGCACCAUCGGCAUCGCCUUUUCCGAAGCACUGAACUGGGUUGGCUACUCAUCUGAUUCAUCAAACGGAAAAUUCUCAAGAGAAGGAGAUGGAGCGUUGUAUUUCAACGUUUCCGGCGGCGCGGGACCAGGGUCGUAUACGAUGCCGGAUGAGGUGCUAAGAGGCGGGUUUAAAUACAUGACUGUGUUCCUGCUUACGGAUACGGCGACGCAUGUUGUACUGACCGAUGCGCAGCUGGAAUUGAGUUUUCAGCCUACGUGGUCGAAUUUACGCGCGUACCAGGGGUAUUUUUACUGUGACGACUCGUGGCUUAAUGCUAUUUGGUAUGGUGGUGCGUAUACGCUGCAAACGAAUGCUGUGCCGCCGAAUACCGGGCGGUGGGUCCCUAUGCUCGACAAGGGGUGGGCGAAUAAUGGGACGUUGGGGUCUGGGUCGAGUAUCUUGGUUGACGGGGCGAAGAGGGAUCGGGCGGUUUGGCCGGGGGAUAUGGGGAUUGCGGUGCCGUCUGCGUUUGUGAGUACGGGGGAUAUGGAGAGUGUGCGGAAUGCGUUGCAGGUCAUGUUUGAUUAUCAGAAUGAAGAUGGGUCGUUGCCGGAAUCUGGGCCGCCUUUGUUGCAGCAGAAGAGCGAUACGUACCAUAUGUGGACGCUGAUCGGGACGUACAACUACAUGCUGUACACUGGCGACGCAGACUUUGUUCUGAAGAACUGGGCCAAGUACCUCAAGGCCAUUGACUACAUCUACGCCAAAGUAGACUCGUCGGGACUCCUCAAUCAAACCGGUAUUCGCGACUGGGGCCGCUGGAAUACCGGCUCCAACAACACAGCCGCAAACGUCCUUCUCUUUCACACCCUCCAAGCCAGCGCCCUCCUCGCAACCUGGCUCAACGACACCACCUCCCUAGCCUCCACAUGGCGCACCCGCGCCAUCUCCCUCCAAACCGCCCUCCUAACCCACUCCUUCGACCCCUCCUACGGCGCCUUCCGCGAUAAUGCCACAAGCACAUCUCUCCACCCCCAAGACGCCAACAGCCUCGCCCUCCUCUUCUCCCUCGUCCCACCAAACUCCUCAACCGCAUCUUCAAUCUCCACCGCCUUGACCCUCAACUGGACCCCGCUCGGCGCCCAACCCCCCGAACUCCCCGGUAACAUCUCCCCCUUCAUCUCCGGCUUCGAAAUCCAAGCGCACUUUAAAUCCCGCCGCGCAGACCGCGGCCUCGAUCUCAUACGCCGAAGUUGGGGCUGGUACGCUAAGCACCUCAACGGCACGUAUAGUAGUACCGUCAUCGAGGGGUACAGGACGGAUGGAACGUUUGGGUAUCGCGCGGAGAGGGGGUAUGAGAAUGAUGCGAGUUAUUGGGUGGCGGGAUUAAGGGUUACGGAGCCUAAGGGGAGGAGGUGGGAGGUUCAGCCCGGAUUUGGGGAUUUGAAGAGGGCGGAGGCGGGGUUUAAGACGGGGUUGGGGGUGUUUAGGGUUAAGUGGGAGAGGAGGGAGGGGGGGUAUGGGGUUGUGGUUGAGACGCCGGUGGGGACGAGGGGUGUGGUGAAAUUGCCGGUUGAGGGGGAGGGUGGCGAGGUGGUGGUUAAUGAGGUUGUUUUGGGGAGGGAGGAAUAUGUGGUUGAGGAUGGGCAGGCGGUGUUUGAGUUGGCGGGUGGGAAGUAUAGUAUUCGUGUUUCGAACUAG
This is a messenger RNA of Bipolaris zeicola 26-R-13, 1992 nucleotides long. Its product is annotated as glycoside hydrolase family 78 protein. The coding region runs from base 1 to 1992 and encodes 663 amino acids. The transcript has 3 exons. Gene Ontology annotation, biological process: carbohydrate metabolic process. NCBI's taxonomy places the organism in Eukaryota, Fungi, Ascomycota, Dothideomycetes, Pleosporales, Pleosporaceae. The record is from RefSeq and is a predicted model, not a curated record.